UUUACUUUCGUCAGAAAGUAUAACGACCAGCUGGGUCAACAAAGUGGCUGAUUCUUGGAUUGCCGUUGGCCGGAUCUUUUCGUGGUUGAGAAAAGACUGUCGAUAGAGCUUGCUGGCUCUUCUUUUAAACACUACUGGCACGAGGAAGGUCUUCGUGACUGAUGGAUGGUGAGGAUGGUUCAGAUCAGCACGACGUGUAAGCGAAUGUUCCUGGGUCUUGUCGUCAUCAGCAGCGUCAUGGUCGUCACCCUCAACUACCUCAAGCUCGUCGACGUCCACGGCUACAUGACGAUGACGAGGAAGGGUGUGUACACGUUGCUGGUGGAACAUGGACCAGCCAACCUGAGCAGGACUCGGAACGUUGACGUUAAUAGUGACAGAAGCAGUUUGGAUUCCACCACGACGCAAUUACCGCUUACAACGCACACGACGCAAUUACCGCUUACAACCCACAUAACGCAAUUACAGCUUACAACCCACACGACGCAGGUAUCGCUUACAACCCACACGACGCAGUUACCGCUUACAACCCACACGACGCAAUUACCGCUUACGACCAACACGACGCAAUUAUCGCUUACAACCCACACGACGCAAUUAAAGCUUACAACCCAGAAGACGAUUUCACUAUGUCCAGAAAAACCAGCCAACUAUGGAAAAGGGACAUAUUUCCCCAUUACGUUCGACAAUAUCACACUGCAUGAUCUAAAGUUGAAAUACAAGCCUUUUGACAGUUCGGGCAGGUUCAAACCUCCCGACUGCCUAGCCCGGAAGAAGGUAGCAGUUAUCGUUCCUUACAGAGACCGAGAGCGCCACCUGUACAUACUUCUCAACAACCUGAUCCCUUUUCUCCUUAAUCAACAAACUGAAUUCACGAUUUUUGUUAUAGAACAGACAAAUGACACAAUAUUCAACCGGGGCUUGUUGCUAAACGUGGGUUUUGUGGAGGCGCUCAAACAAGACAACUACUCCUGUUUCAUCAUGCAUGAUGUCGACUCCAUGCCGGAAGUGAACGACAACCUCUACCGCUGUUCCAGUAACCCGGUUCACAUGUCGACGGCUAGCAGCAAAAACAAGUUCAAACUACCGUAUCGCAGUUACACUGGAGGGAUUGUAGGUUUCACAAAAGAACAGUAUGAAAAAAUUAAUGGAUUUUCUAACCGGUACUUUGGUUGGGGUGGAGAAGACGAUGACGUAGAAAUCAGAAUUAAACACAAGAGUAUGAGAGUUGAGCGACUGCCUUACAAAGUGGGGCGGUACCAGGCUAUACCACACGAACCAGACAAGGGGAACCCGCCCAACCCAAACAAGGGAAAACUUUUUAGAGGCCUGACGAAGAGAAUUCCAACGGACGGCUUUUCUUCUUUACAUUAUACUUCAGAAGUGCAACACAAACAGUUGUACACGUGGAUACUUGUUCAUAUUAACAUGACGUUUCAUGAGGUCAAGAUCAGCUGAUAUCAUCUUUAAAAUAUAGCAUGCUUCAUCAUUUCCAUCUGUGCUAAACAUUUGAUAAUAAGAUCGUGUUGUUUAGUUGGUGUUUGGUGACAUAAUAUGUAUAUUGUGUUAUAUAAGACGUAAAUCAUGUGACAUAAUAUCGUUGAAGCGUAGUUGUGUUCACAAGUUACCAAUUAUUAUCAAAUUUAUAUCCCGAGUGAAAUAUGUUCACUUGUCGGGGUUAGGCCAUCGGACAUAAGGCUGGUUGGUACAGGGUUCGCAGCCCGGCACCGGCUCCCACCCAGAGUGAAUUUUAACAACUCGGUGGGUAGGUGUAAGGCCACUACACC
Messenger RNA from Gigantopelta aegis, 1787 nucleotides. RefSeq names its product beta-1,4-galactosyltransferase 4-like. Gene Ontology annotation, biological process: carbohydrate metabolic process. Lineage: Eukaryota; Metazoa; Mollusca; Gastropoda; Neomphalida; Peltospiridae. The transcript has 7 exons. Gene Ontology annotation, molecular function: glycosyltransferase activity. The coding region runs from base 166 to 1458 and encodes 430 amino acids. The record is from RefSeq and is a predicted model, not a curated record.